Molecule: messenger RNA, 3778 nt
Organism: Haliotis rufescens (red abalone)
Lineage: Eukaryota; Metazoa; Mollusca; Gastropoda; Lepetellida; Haliotidae
Exons: 1
Coding region: 115-2274 (719 amino acids)
Source: RefSeq, a predicted model, not a curated record
ACAAUUCGUCAACAAUGCACUGAGAGAAGAAUAAUCCUCGCAUUUACAUCCAUAAAAGGUAUUGAAGAUCAUUAUGAUGCAUGCACACCACUGGCUAACCAUUUGUCAAACACAAUGAUAGAAAAUAACAUCACAAAAUCUUCUCAGUACUCAAGUACUCAACAUGAAACAACAGAAGCAUGUGCUUCUGGAGCUACCUGUCCUGGAACGUCCACAUCAGCUGCAAGUUGUCUCCAGUCCAUCAGCAUCUCUGAUGUUUCUUGUACUGCUGUAAAUGAACGCAACCAUGUAAUGCCAGAAGACCCUGUGAUCAGUUCAAAUACUUCAAGUCCAGUUCCAGUAUCUUCACAGCAUGGUGCCGACACAGUGUCAUCAGGUAAUACAGCAUCAACCCCAAACAAACAGAACCCAUCUCGAUCUGCAACUCCAAGAAAGUCGUCAGCCUUCCAUACACCUCCUAGAAAGGUGCUGUUUAGAAAGAGACGUGCGACGCCCGAGACAUGGUUAAAAAAUCAAAGGAAACACCUGAGAUUAGGUGGAAUGGAAUAUGUGAACCAGCAAGGGAAGACCAUGAAAGGAAAAUCGGUUAAAGCAGUCGACUGCUCAAAAUGUAGAUAUAAGUGCACCCAGAAGAUCCCCGAAGAAGCUCGACACAGUAUAUUUAAAGCAUUUAGAAGCUUGUCAUCAUAUGAAAGGCAAAAGGAUUUUGUUUGUUCCAACACUGAUGAAAAGAAAACCCGUACAUACCUGGAUGACAGUGAAAGAAAGGUGGAAAAGAAACGCCAAGUCUAUCGGGCAUUUAAUCUACAGUGGGAAGGAACAAGACAUCUUGUUUGCAAGAAGUUUUUCAUGAAGACUCUUGACAUUGGGGAGUCAUACAUCAGCCAUGCCUUACAGCACAAGAGCCAGGGAACCUUUGGGAGCACAGAACGUCGCGGUAGACAUAAGCCACACAAUAAAACUGCCAGUGAUCGCUUGACAAAAGUAAGGGAACACAUUGAGUCAUUUCCUAAGAUGGAUGCCCACUACACAAGAAAAGAUACAAACAGGCAAUUUUUAGGACCAGAAUUGAAUAUUAAAAAGAUGUAUGAACUUUAUAAGGAAAGGUGUGCUGCAGACAACAAAGAACCAGUGUCCUCAUCACUCUACAGAAACGUCUUCAAUAAAGAAUAUAAUUUUUCUUUCCAUGUACCAAAGAAGGACCAGUGUUCGCUUUGUCAGCAAUAUUACAGAGAAAGAGACACUGGUUGCCUGACAGAACAAUUAACAAAGGAUUUCAAUGAACACCAAGCCAGAAAAAUCAGAGCUCGAGAGGCAAAGAUUAAGGACAAAGCACUUGCCUUGACAGAAUCCUCUGUCUUUGUUGGAACAUUUGACCUUGAGGCAGUAUUGUACACGCCAUGUUCGCUAGUUAGCGAAAUUUUCUAUAUGAGAAAACUGAAUUGUUAUAAUUUCACAGUGCAUGAUGCUGUUCACAAGAGCGGUACAUGUUUUCUGUGGUCAGAGGUUGAUGCCCAGAGAGGUUCAUGCGAAAUUGCAUCAUGUUUACAAAUACAGUUGAAAGCAAUGCCUCCUAACAUCAACCAUGUUAUCCUGUAUUCAGAUACAUGCACAGGGCAGAAUAGGAACCAAUAUGUUGCUGCUUCCCUACUUCAUGCUGUCACUACCACUGACCACAUUGAUGUCAUUGACCAUAAAUUCUUGGAGCCAGGACACACCCAAAUGGAGUGCGAUGCAAUUCACUCCAGUAUUGAAUUCGCCAAAAAGAAGACAAGUAUUUUUGUUCCCAGCCAGUGGGAUACUGUUAUCAGAAUGGCAAGAAGGAAGGACCCCUAUCUCGUUAUUCCAAUCAAACACACGGAUGUAAUGGACUUCAAGAAAUUGGCACAUCAAAGACUGAAAAAUACUAAAGUGGACACGGAUGGUGGUAGAGUUAACUGGCUAAAUGUUCGCUGGCUGCGGUUUAUGAAGACUAGCCCUGACAGCAUUUACUUCAAAACUGAACACAAUGAUGAGCAGUUCAGAGAAAUCAAGGUUACAGCAGGCAGUAGACGAGGUAGACCUCUGAACACAACCAACUCCCUUACUUGUAGAUACACUGGGAAGCAAGAAAUAUCACAUGCGAAGAAGAAAGACUUGUUAUCUCUUUGUAGAUCUGGUAUUAUUCCAAGCGAAUAUCAUGAGUACUACAAAGCUCUCCCAACUGGUAACAGACCUGAUUGUCUACCGGUACCAGAUGCUAUGGAGGAAGACUAUGACACAGACAUUGCAUAAUAUGAUGUGUGACUGUGGUGCUGUGUUCAUUAUCGCACUAAUAUAGCUAUGUGUGCGUACGCGCGUACGCGCGUGCGUAAGUGCGUGUGAUUGCACUAGUCCGGACUAAUGCCAAUAUUAUUGUGCCAGCCCGCUGAGAUACUAUGCCGCAGUUAAACAUGAAUACCCGACUCAGAUUUGUGGAAGUCUGACAGUGCUGAAAUGCUGAUCCUGGCUAUAUUAUAUCUGACAAGUUCCUGCAUUACUUCCUUAUUUAUUUCCUUUUUAGUGAGCCACAACAAUCGCGUGAAUGUUCAAGCUAAGAAUUCCAUUUACUGUUAGGAACGUAAAAUGAUUGUAACCACAUUAAAAUGUCUUAUGACAGCUAGGUUGGAUAUCCGAAUACAAUCUGAGAUAACUGAUCUUAAGAACUGCAGUAUUUGUAUGUUCAUAAAUUGACUUUGAAUGAAGCUCAGCUGGAAAAAGUAUUAUAUUUUUUGUGAAUACUGCGAGUUAUGUCACCAUUUUGAAAAUUGAACGUUGGGUACAGAUCUGUCUAUCUAUUUAUCUAUCACUUUUUACAUAUUAUAUACUGGUUUAUAGAUAAUAAGCUAAAUAUGUACCCACUGUUUUAUAAAAGAAUAUAUAUUUACAUAAACAAAGGUUUUAAAAGGAUCUUCUAUUCAUCUAUAAUUUAUAGAAUAACGUUUCUCCGUUAACUUUGUGUGACACAUUUCCACUCAUUAGCAUUACAGCCUAACAUUAACUUAAUUUUGCAGACUAAUUAGCUUUUUAGUUUUGAAACAAACAAUGCAAUAUAAAUGUAAAUGUACAGCAUUUAAUAAAAUGAACAAUGUUUGGUAAAGGCAACACUGACAUUACUUUAGUUCUUUUAGGCAAUGCCAGAUAAUCGUUAAAGCUGGUAAGUGAUUAUAACCACGUGUUUGUAGCAAGCGAUGCUUUAGAGUGUCAGCUUACACCAGGAUAAUGGUAUCAGCCUGUGUGUCACGCAGACUCUGUGGUUGAGCCGUUACCAGCUGUCGGGAGAUAAGCUGUUAUUGCUAUUAAUUGGCUUGCUCAUUGAGAAAGUUUCUGAAGCAUAAACGUAUGUCCUGUGUUUGGGGUAAUUUGACGCAAGCAGGAAUGUUAUCAUUUAUCAGGGCCACAAUGUAUCACUUCUGUUUACAAGGAUCUGGGCCUCACAUUUCCCCUUUCCUGUAUAAUGUUUAUGCUGCCAGAUGGAGUUGCCUUUAUUUACUUCGCUUUGGCUGAAAGUCUAGCUGAAUUUCUUUGGGGAAGAGAUAUGCCAGAACAUCGUAUAUAUUUCAGGUUAUCUUUAUUACAUGUUAAUAUCAAUGUUAUGUUGAAAAAACAAGAUAUACUGUUUGGCACACUUAAUGACAAUGGCUGGAAACAAUAUUGCUAAUAAAACUUCAAGUGGUGCUUUUUAGCACCAUUUCAAACUUUUGAAGUGGGAUUUCUCACAUCUAGGGAAAAUGGAGAUAAGUGGUUCUGGCACUAACCC